AGAUACCGGAAGUGGAUCUCUCUCUAUCAUCCAUGAACACGCUGUAGGUACAUAUCUAGCUCAUUUGCCAGUACGUUUCCCCAACCCCCAAAAGAAAAGAAAAAACAUCCAGCUCGGAUGGCCGAGCAGGGGAGCAAGAUGCCGAGCUGGUGGAGGAGGUUCCGGUGGCUAUACGCGGCGCGGUGCAUGGUGGCGUGCGUGGUCACCCUGGUGGCCGUGGCAGUGAUCGUUCGGGCGGUGGUGGUGAUGCUCCGCCCCGAGAAGCUCCAGCUGAAGCUCGCCGGCGGCCGCGUGGCUGUCGACUACAUCCCGUCGCUGCCGCCACCGCGCAACGUCGUGGUCUUUACGGUCGUCCUCAGGGCCAACAACCCCGGUGGGCGCGCCACCAUUGUUUACGCCAACGUCACCGUCCGGCUCACGGACGCGGCGGCGGCACCUGCUGCAAGGAUCACCGAGUUCGAUCUGCCGCAGCCCAUCGACGUGGCGCAGCGUAUGGCGCACGAGGCGAGCGCGGUGGCCCGGCUGGAGCCGCCGGAGGACCUGCCGAUGCGGUACGUUCGCGCGCUCUACGAGGGGCGCGGCGUGUCCGGCGCGGAGAUGGAGCUGAGCGGGGUCCUGUCCACCCACACGGCGAUGGCCACCACCAGCGUCAUCACCACGUACUACUGCUGGCCGGUGACCAUCGCCGUCGGCCCGAGCGACGACGCCGCCGACGUGCCCUGCUUCGACAAGCUGGACGCGCCGGCCCAUGUGUGAUCAAUCAAGCGGGCGGGCAAGGCUACAGAUCGACCUAGCUAGCUUGGUACCCAAUGCCAUGUAGACUGUAGUAGGCUCGAUGAUCCGUUCAUGGUUGAUGCCUGCCACGCCGAGUUAUUUGCGUUGAAUUAACUCUAGCUGCAGUGCAGCAGUGUGAGUAUGAAUAUAUACAUUUACCUGCCUGCCGAGUCUCUCGUUGUGACAUUU
Messenger RNA from Aegilops tauschii subsp. strangulata, 963 nucleotides. RefSeq lists its product as uncharacterized. The record is from RefSeq and is a predicted model, not a curated record. Lineage: Eukaryota; Viridiplantae; Streptophyta; Magnoliopsida; Poales; Poaceae.